CUGAUAUUCCGCACAGUGUAGCCGGUUACACGUGUUUGUCACGGAGAAGUAGCAACACUUCAAGCUACAAUGUCUAUAUCUGCUCUCUGUAACGACAUGACCGGACGAACAGCAUGGGGACCCCUCAACGCAGGGCCAGCUGCAUUUUGUUCUAUAUCAGCGAAAACGCACAGAAAGAGAAAACACAAGAAGAAAAAGAGAAAUAAAACUGGGAUAGACCAAGAAUCUCCACAUGAACCAAACAAAUCCAAUAAAAGGAAGCAGAGUGAGACACUGGAGCAGCUCAGUUCUUCACAUUCUAUCUGCAGCACACUUAGCACUUGUUCAAACAGUUCACAGGACUGUAACCAGGUUUGUAAAGCUAAAAGGGCCAAAAUAAGCAGCAUACCUGGAAGUACAAGUGACUCUGAGUGCACAGUUUCGGUGACUGACAACUGGGAAGUGGACAGUGGCUUCUCUUCUGAGAUUAGUCCUCCGAGCAGUGGCCGAAGUUCUCCCUGUUUUGGGGUUCAGCACUCCAUGCUGGUGGCUUUGGACUGUGAGAUGGUUGGCACUGGCCUAAAAGGACAGUUCAGUGAGCUGGCACGUUGUAGUUUGUUAAAUUAUUCUGGAACUGUAAUAUAUGACAAGUAUAUCUUGCCUUGCCAACCUGUCACAGACUACCGAACAAAGUGGAGUGGAAUUAAGAAGGAGCACUUAAUGCAUGCUUUGCCUUAUAACGAGGCAAGGGAUGAGAUUCUGCAUAUCCUUAAAGGGAAGAUAAUAAUUGGCCAUUCUUUAAGACAUGACUUUGCUGUUUUGGGCAUCACUGUACCACAUCAUAUGAUUAGAGAUACUUCAUCAAUCCAGCUGCUGAGACAGAUGUAUGGUGAAUCUUAUAAAUCCAUCUCACUAAAAAGACUUUCUUGGAAAUUUCUCAACAGGAGAAUACAGGUUGGCACAAAUGGUCAUUGUUCUGUAGAGGAUGCUCGUGCUGCUCUUGAUCUCUACAAGCUGGUGGAAGAGCAGUGGGAAAAAUCUCUACAGGGACAUUCAGAUGUUUCUACUCAGUCCACGUCAUCCAUGGAGCACUACAUGCAGGAUCAGUACUGGCCUGAGAGUUUAAUGGACUGCAGUUAGUGAGGAACCUAGUGCUGUAUAUAGCAGUGGUACCAGCCAUAGUGAAUGCAGGUUGAUAGACCAGCCACAACGCAGCUUUGUCUGAUUUUACUCGUAAAACUGGUAUAUAUACACUUAGACCCAUGGUACUCAUUCAUACUCACAAUGAGCCAGAGUUACUGUAGGGUUGAUUAAUAGUUAUGAACAUAUGCGAUAUGAAAACCUGCAACCACUGUGACUGUGAAAAAUAGUGACUAGCACUGCCUUAUACAGAAAUGUACUGAAUUGCAGCCACUUCAUUGUGGGCUGUUUUCUUUCUUUUGGUAAUGUAAUGGCUAACAUUUGUCAUGUUUGACAGAUCUAUGGUCCAUGUUACUACAGAACAGUAAACACCUCAGGUUUAGAAAAAGAAGCUGCUAUUCAAAACAUUCUACCAAUCCAGAUUCCCUAAACAAUAAUGUUUUGCUCGUAGUUUCCACCUAGUAGGAAAGGGUUAAUUCUGGAAGAUUCUUGGCUAAGCAGCUUAUAUGUCUAGCUCAAAUUGGAAACCAAUCUCUGUUUAGUGCCUCUGUUUACAUAGUUUCACAACUGUUCUGAUCCGUUUUAAGAUUGUCCAGUCUUACACUAAGUAUUAGUAUAAGGAAUAAUACUGACCUACAAUAAUAGUGCCAUCAGAUUGGAUUUGACCAAUUGUAUUAAUUGUAAAUGUGUCUGAACCUGGAAUGACAAAUAUUUAAUGUGAACAUAGAACACAAACUACCUUAAAAUAUUGGAGCUUUUAUGUCAGCAUCUUAUGUUCAAUAGAAAGCAUAUCAUGAUGUACCUGAUACAAAUUUUGUGGGAUGGGAGGGGCUCAGUGCACUUUUUAAUUAUGUAGUAGUUGGAAGUCAGUUUUGUUUAUGGGGAGGUCCCACUGCAGUGGCAUGAUCAGGUAGCAACCACAUCUGGUUUUGUGUUAAAGUAAAUUGCAGAGAUGAAAAUUGAAACCACAGUUCCCUUUAGACUUAAAAACAGGUUGUGUAUUCUGGUGCCCUGUGUGCAUUGUUUUACAUGCUAUUUAAUGUAAGCAGUGGGAAUACUUGAAAUACACUCCAUAUGAUGUGGUUGUCACAUCAGGUAGUGUGUGUGCCAGUAUUUAAUCUCUGUAAGCAAACUGAAUAUUAUAUAUAAUAUAGUAUAUUAAUGUCUAGGCCAUAUUUGUACAACGUUUGUACUUGUAUUUGUACAAAAAGCUGUUGUGCAUAUUUAUUGAAUAAAGGAGGAAAGGUA
Molecule: messenger RNA, 2367 nt
Organism: Trichomycterus rosablanca
Lineage: Eukaryota; Metazoa; Chordata; Actinopteri; Siluriformes; Trichomycteridae
Gene: isg20
Product: interferon stimulated exonuclease gene
Exons: 4
Coding region: 70-1119 (349 amino acids)
Cellular component (GO): nucleus
Molecular function (GO): nucleic acid binding; exonuclease activity
Source: RefSeq, a predicted model, not a curated record